Messenger RNA from Colletotrichum spaethianum, 183 nucleotides. RefSeq lists its product as uncharacterized. Bases 1 to 183 code for a protein of 60 amino acids. The transcript has a single exon. NCBI's taxonomy places the organism in Eukaryota, Fungi, Ascomycota, Sordariomycetes, Glomerellales, Glomerellaceae. The record is from RefSeq and is a predicted model, not a curated record.
AUGCCUCCUAAAAGAAUCGUUGUCGAGAGAGCCAGCCCGCGCUCCCGCCAGCCCAAGGGCUACUUCAGAUCGACCUACGAUGCUCUAACCUCCUCUGAGAAUGCGCCUAUCGUCCGCAGCAUCGCCAUCUUCGGCGUGAGUCUUCCUGCUAUAUUCGCGCUCUCUUCAGAUGAAGCUUGCUAA